AUGAACUACUGCCCAGAGCACAAAUAUCACAACUGGGGAGCUAAUGACAUGUACUUGCAGUACUGGUACCAGCAUCAAGCAUCACCCCUUGCCGCCAACAGGGAGAGGGGAACUGAGGCCUGGCUCCCUGCUCAGCCCUGGGGCGGCCAGCCCGCCCCUUCCACCCCCCUGGCCCAGGACAGCCUCCCCCAGGGCACUCCGACCCAGCCCAGGGCCUCCCUCACCCGGGCCAGGCCGGGCCGGUGGCGCCUCUCCCCUCCCAGCACACUUCCCAGCCAGGCUUCCCUCAGGCCGGGCCCAAUCCCCGCCCUGCAGCCCCAGGUCAGGCCGGGCCCCCCCACCCCCCCCCCACCCACCCCCCCCCCCCCC
This is a messenger RNA of Nipponia nippon (crested ibis), 369 nucleotides long. NCBI's taxonomy places the organism in Eukaryota, Metazoa, Chordata, Aves, Pelecaniformes, Threskiornithidae. The record is from RefSeq and is a predicted model, not a curated record.